GUUUCUCUAGUUUCGUUGCGUUAAUUUAAUUUCGGUUAUUUAAAAUGCCUAAAAAAAAAACUGGCCAGCGAAAAAAAGCAGAAAAACAGAAGUUGAGGCAAAAAGAAAUUCGAACAGCUCGGGAAAAUGUCGCUUUAGCCGCACACCCUUCCAAUGCUCCCAUGGAAUGUGAGCAUUGCCACAGGAAGCAAAAAAAUAGAGCUUUUUGUUAUUUUUGUUCCACUGUUCAAAGACUCCCUGUUUGCGCUCAUUGUGGAAAAAUGAAAUGUAUGCUCAAAACAGGAGAUUGUGUCAUACGACAUGCAGGUGUAUUCACUACAGGGCUUGCUAUGGUUGGUGCUAUAUGUGAUUUUUGCGAAGCUUGGGUCUGUCAUGGUAGAAAAUGUCUUCAAACACAUGCAUGCAGCUGUCCUCUUCAAGAUGCAGUAUGUAUCGAAUGUGAAAGAGGAGUAUGGGAUCAUGGAGGCAGACUCUUCAAAUGUUCCUUUUGCGAUGGAUUUCUAUGUGAAGAUGAUCAGUUUGAGCACCAGGCAUCUUGUCAAGUAUUGGAAUCAGAAAAUUACAAAUGUCAAUCCUGUAACAAAUUAGGACAGUAUUCAUGCUUGAGAUGCAAAACAUGUUACUGUGAUGAUCACGUUAGAAGAAAAGGGUUCAAGUAUGAGAAAAACAAGGCUAUUCCAUGUCCAAAAUGUGGCUAUGAAACUUCCCAAACCAAGGAUCUUAGUAUGUCAACUCGUAGCCAUAAAUUUGGUAGACAAGCCCAAACAGGUAUGGAUGAAGAUGACGACUAUGAUUAUCAAGGUUCUUAUUCUGGAUAUUAUGAAGUUGAGGACAAUGAAUUAGAAGACUCUACCGAAUCUUAUGAAGAGAGUAGUGAAGAUGACACUUCAGAUGAAGAGGAAAAAUGAAUCAUUUUGUUCUGAACAUGUUUCCAGUUUGAUUUUCUAAGUAUUAAAUCUGACAUCCACAA
Coccinella septempunctata (seven-spotted ladybird) is the source of this 970-nucleotide messenger RNA. RefSeq names its product zinc finger protein 330 homolog (gene Noa36). Gene Ontology annotation, cellular component: nucleus. Lineage: Eukaryota; Metazoa; Arthropoda; Insecta; Coleoptera; Coccinellidae. The coding region runs from base 45 to 908 and encodes 287 amino acids. Gene Ontology annotation, molecular function: zinc ion binding. The record is from RefSeq and is a predicted model, not a curated record. The transcript is spliced from 5 exons.